GUUUGUCUCAAGCCCCGAUCUGGGUUUGUCUCAAGCCCCGAUCUGGGUUUGUUUGAAGCCCACCCUUUAGCCCCCCUCAAUCACCUAGCAGAAUUUGUAAAAAUCACCAAGACAUGAGGGAAGAGGCGACGUACGACGAGGUGCUGCGGAUGAUGGCGGAAGAGCAUGAUGGCUGGUAACUCUAUUGAGAGGAGAUUGCCAGAUACCGAGCGAGAUACCGGGUGCAUCAGCGUGUCCUCCGCCUCUGAGGAAGAAGCCGUUUUUAUUCAAGAAGAAGAGGGAGCCACCGAAGGACAGACAUUUCCAGCCACCCGAUUUGGAGCUGUUCUUCUCGAUGGCUCACCGAAAUCAAGCUUAUUCAGUUAGCUAAUUACCAGCCUUGAAAUUGGAAUUCCUUAAGGUUUUUAAUCUGCUGAUUGACUCUUUUUGGGAUAAGGUCUCAACAAGAAUUAAUGUGCAUAUUUACAUUGAUCUUUUUGUUUUUUUGUGUGCAUAUAUUAGUGUGGAAGAAGCUCUGAUGUUAUAUGAUAUUACUAUUAAUGGCCAAUGUAUGUAUGUAUUUUGGCUCUGUGGAUUUAUGGGAUGAACUUUUUAGCAUAUGAUAAGGUUAAAACAAACCCAGAUCUGGGUU
Molecule: messenger RNA, 631 nt
Organism: Rubroshorea leprosula
Lineage: Eukaryota; Viridiplantae; Streptophyta; Magnoliopsida; Malvales; Dipterocarpaceae
Source: the annotation of a GenBank genome assembly